AUGGCUGAACAGCCAGUAACUGAAGGCAACGAGCAACCUCAAACUGGCUACCGCAUGUGGAUAGGCAACCUACACCCGCAGAUAACUGAAUACACGUUCCUUAAACUUCUACAAAGCCAUCAAAUUAAUUUAAAAAAACUCGAUUUUGUGUACCAUCGGUCAGGACCACUAAAAGGAAAGUCGAUGGGUUUCUGUUUCCUUACAGUACCCAGCAUUUCAGAUGCUGACAAAUUAAUAAAACAUCUCGAUGGUAAACGUCUUUUUCAACAAAAUUUGGUCAUCAAGCCUGCAGAUGCUGAUGCUGCAGCCCUAAGAAAAUCUCAAUCAAAGAAAAAGUUUCAAAGGAAAGGGACGUACGCACUGGCCGGCUACUCACAGUCUGCUUCAUCUAGCAGCAACUCCAUCGACACUAGUCAAAUGUCCGAAGCCAAACGACGAGCUAUGAUUAGAGAGAUCGAGAAAAAGUUAAAGGCCAUGGAUGAUGACAAAAAUGACACUUCUGUUUUUACAAAAAACUCUUGA
This is a messenger RNA of Helobdella robusta, 522 nucleotides long. RefSeq lists its product as hypothetical. The record is from RefSeq and is a predicted model, not a curated record. Gene Ontology annotation, molecular function: RNA binding. Bases 1 to 522 code for a protein of 173 amino acids. Lineage: Eukaryota; Metazoa; Annelida; Clitellata; Rhynchobdellida; Glossiphoniidae. The transcript has a single exon.